Falco peregrinus (peregrine falcon) is the source of this 366-nucleotide messenger RNA. RefSeq names its product keratin-associated protein 21-1-like. The record is from RefSeq and is a predicted model, not a curated record. Lineage: Eukaryota; Metazoa; Chordata; Aves; Falconiformes; Falconidae. The transcript has a single exon. Bases 1 to 366 code for a protein of 121 amino acids.
AUGACUUUCCUCCAAGGCCAGUGUGACGAUGACUGCUAUUCUCCCUGCAAUUACGGGAGCCUGUACAGCUACCGGAGCUACGACUGUGGGAGCCCUUGUGGCUACCGGGGCUACGGGGGCCUCUAUGGCUCCCGGAGCCUCUACGGCUUUGGGGACCGGUAUGGCUAUGGCAGUCUCUACGGCUACCGGGGCAUUUAUGGCUCUGGGGACUGCUAUGGCUCUGGGGGUCUGUAUGGUGGCUAUAGGGGCUUCUAUGGCUCUGGGGACUGCUACAACUACCCAGGCUUUUAUUCUGGCCGCUACGGCUCCCCCUUCGGUUAUCGAUAUGGCCAAAGGUUCGGCUACGGGAGCUGCUACCCCUGCUAA